Molecule: messenger RNA, 932 nt
Organism: Drosophila mojavensis
Lineage: Eukaryota; Metazoa; Arthropoda; Insecta; Diptera; Drosophilidae
Product: leucine-rich repeat-containing protein 57
Exons: 1
Coding region: 103-870 (255 amino acids)
Molecular function (GO): protein binding
Source: RefSeq, a predicted model, not a curated record
UUUCCAAAGCAACCAUAGCCUAUCGAUAUCGUUCGUGCUCGCUAUAUCGAUAAAAUAUCGCAUAUUAUUGCAAAAUUGAGAGCCAUCGAUAGAUAUAUCGAUAUGAGAUCAAUAUCCACCAUCAAUAGCUCAGAGUUGAGCAGGAGCACGGACAUGGGAAAUAAACAAAUAAAACAGCAUCUGGAGACGGCACAGAAGACGGGCGUGCUCAAAAUAUCGUUGCAACGGCUGCAGGAGUUCCCACCGCAGCUAAAGUCAUAUCCCAAUGUGUUGAAGACCCUUGAUUUGUCAGAGAAUCGCUUCGAAAGUGUACCCGAUGAACUGGGUAGGCUAACGAUGCUGAAACACCUCAAUUUGAGUGGCAAUCGACUGUCGGAACUGAACGAGGUGGUCGGAGAGCUGGUGAAACUGGAGGUGCUCCUGCUCAUGAACAAUUUCCUGACAAAGCUACCAAAGUCACUAAACAAUUGCACGCACCUCAAAACCGUGAAUCUGUGCAACAAUCAGCUCAAGGAAUUCCCAACGAUGCUCUGUGGAUUAAAGCAAUUGGAUGUGCUGGACUUGUCGCGAAAUCAGAUUACCGACGUGCCUGCCGAGGUGGGCAACCUUUAUGUAACCGAGCUGAACCUCAAUCAAAACCAAAUCUCAGCCCUGGCCGAAGAAAUUGCUGAUUGCCCCAAAUUGAAGACGCUUAGGCUUGAGGAGAACUGUUUGCAGGCGAUUGCACUGACGCCGCGUAUCCUCAAGGACUCUAAGAUCUCUAAUCUAGCCGUCGAUGGUAAUCUGUUCAAUUCGAAACAAUUCACCGAUCUCGAUGGCUACGACGUCUACAUGGAGCGAUACACGGCGGUUAAGAAGAAGAUGUUCUAAAUGUUAUAUUUUUCUAUAUAUAUUAUAUCAUAUUCCAUAAUUAAUUUAUUAGCUUAAACCGU